Pezoporus flaviventris is the source of this 1652-nucleotide messenger RNA. RefSeq names its product pannexin 1 (gene PANX1). Lineage: Eukaryota; Metazoa; Chordata; Aves; Psittaciformes; Psittacidae. Bases 113 to 1414 code for a protein of 433 amino acids. The record is from RefSeq and is a predicted model, not a curated record. Gene Ontology annotation, molecular function: channel activity. Gene Ontology annotation, biological process: monoatomic cation transport; positive regulation of interleukin-1 production. The transcript is spliced from 5 exons.
CCUCCGCCGGGCGGGGCGGAGCCGAGCCAAGCCGAGCCACGCCGGGCGGAGCCGAAGCGUGCCGGGCCGUGCAUGGCCGUACCGGGCCGAGGCGACCCGCGCCGUGCCCGCCAUGGCCAUCGCGCACAUCGCCACCGAGUACGUCUUCUCCGACUUCUUGCUGAAGGAGCCGCCGGAGACGCGGUACAAAGGGCUGCGGCUGGAGCUGGCGCUGGAUAAGAUCGUCACCUGCAUCGCCGUGGGGCUGCCGCUGCUCCUCAUCUCCCUCGCCUUCGCCCAGGAGAUCUCCAUCGGUGCUCAGAUAAGCUGCUUUGCACCCAGCUCCUUCUCCUGGCGACAGGCUGCUUAUGUGGACUCCUACUGCUGGGCAGCUGUGCAGCAGAAGCAACCAUCCCAGAACAACUUAGAAAACAUCCCUCUGUGGCUGCAUAAAUUCUUCCCAUACAUCCUUCUGCUCGUCGCUAUCCUGCUGUAUCUCCCAUGUUUGUUCUGGCGCUUCACUGCAGCACCUCACCUUUCUUCAGACCUCAAAUUCAUUAUGGAAGAACUUGACAAAGCCUAUAACAGGGCAAUCAAAGCUGCUAAUAGCAUCCGCAGCGGAGACCCCAGGGACCCUGCUGACUUGGUUCCAGCUGUUAAUGAGAACUUAACACAGAGUUUGUGGGAAAUAUCCGAAAGCCACUUUAAAUACCCGAUUGUGGAGCAGUACCUGAAAACAAAGAAGAAUUCCAAAUGCUUAAUAAUUAAAUACAUUACCUGCCGUUUACUCACGCUAAUAAUUAUCUUCAUUGCAUGCCUCUACCUGGGCUAUUACAUUAGCCUGUCCUCUUUGAGUGAUGAGUUCCUCUGCACUAUCAAAACUGGGAUCUUAAAGAAUGACACAGCUGUUCCAGACGUGGUUCAGUGCAAGCUUAUUGCUGUCGGUGUCUUCAAGGUACUCAGCUAUAUUAACCUGAUAAUCUACCUUCUAGUGAUGCCACUGGUAGUGUAUGCAAUGUUUGUUCCGUGGAGGUGGAAUUCAGGCAUUCUCAAAGUGUAUGAAAUCCUGCCAACUUUCGAUGUUCUGAAGCUGAAGUCAAAGUGUUUCGAUGACUUAAGCCUUUACCUCCUCUUUCUUGAGGAGAAUGUGAGCGAACUUAAAUCAUUUAAAUGCCUCAAAGUGCUGGAGAACAUUGCAGUUUCGGAGAAGUUUGAUGUCAUGCAACUUUUGGUAAACCUCGGCACUAUUAAGACAGAUACCAUAGAUGGGAAGCCAGGGACAGCCGUGUUGGAGAAGCCUGAAGAAACAGCUACAGAAGAGCUGGGAAAAAAUGCAACAGAGCUACAAGUUUUGACAGACCAUGAUGCAAGUGCAAACACCAGUCCCAGGGAAGGUAAAAAGCUUCGCCAAAGACUCUUAGACUCUUCAUGCUGACUCUUCCCCACCGCAGCAGGCAGGAGCUCCAUGCUGCAGGAGUGCUUGUCCUCCACCUGCGCUGUGCUGAACACAAGGUGCUGCUCUUUGGAUGCAGCCCUCUCCAUGGCCUCACAGUUCCACAGGGGCCAAACUGGUUUACAGACUACUUACGUAAUAAUCAGCAAUCACGCACCUGAAAAAGCAUGGUGUGGACUUUCACUGCUUAUUGAAAGAAACCAGCCACGAAACACACAAC